AUGUAUGAUUGUAUUAUCCCUGCUGUACCAAGUGUGAGCUGGAGCAGUCUAAUUCAACACAAUCAAGCGAGGCCUAGAUCUGUGGUGUGUUUAUGGCUGGCUUGCCAAGAUCACUUGGCUACUAAAGUGAGAUUAAAAAGACUUGGUCUUAUGCAAAGUGAGCAAUGUAGCUUUUGUAAUGAGGCCCCUGAAGAUUUCAAUCAUCUCUUGAUUGAUUGCAGAAUCUGCUCUGUUAUUUGGAAGGACAUCCUUCAAUGGUUGCAUAUCAGGCAUACACCACUCAACUGGAUGGAGGAAAUCAAGUGGUUAACUAGCCAUACUUGUGGGAAAGGCUUCAAGCAGAAUAUGUUGAAACUCUCGAUUGCUGAAGCUGUUUAUGCUUUGUGGAUAUAUAGAAAUACUAAUAUUUUUGAUAGGAACAAUGUUGAUGAUACAAAUAGUGUUGUUAGGAAAAAGAUUGCUAUGAUUGUACAAAGAGGGUGGAUGAAACCCAAGCAUAGGAGUAAGCUAGCUUUGCUCAUGCUAUAG
Vicia villosa (hairy vetch) is the source of this 528-nucleotide messenger RNA. RefSeq lists its product as uncharacterized. The transcript has a single exon. NCBI's taxonomy places the organism in Eukaryota, Viridiplantae, Streptophyta, Magnoliopsida, Fabales, Fabaceae. The record is from RefSeq and is a predicted model, not a curated record. The coding region runs from base 1 to 528 and encodes 175 amino acids.